CAUCCAAACCUCUGUUUUUUCCAGAGCCUAUCGCUUCGCGGCUCAGUGCAGCUCCCUAUUGUUUAAACUGUGAGGAGAGAAGGAAAGAAAAUCACUCAGCUUGUUCUGUAAACGCUUCCAGUGAAUAAUUUUGAUCUAAUGCUCGAUUUUCGCCGCUCUGAAUGCCGCAUUCAUUGUCAACUUCUCCGAUUUCUUCACUUAAGACUUGAGCUGCAUCAUGAAUAGUUUGGGGACAGCUUUCAAUCGCAUACCUCUGGAAUGGUGGGGAUUACGCAGCCGAAACCCGGGGAGCAUGUAAACGCAGAUGGAGUUUGGGAUUUAUUUCGAAAAAAGGGAAAGAUGACCGUCUUCUCAUUGUGCUUGCUCCUGUGCGCAGAUCUACUGGAUUUAGCCGUCGGAUAUUUAACAGUUACGAUAGAGCCCCUGCCUCCUGUUGUCAUUGGUGAGACUGUUACUCUCAAGUGUAACUUCAAAACGGAUGGAAGACUGCGUGAGAUUGUUUGGUACAGGGUCACAGAUGGUGGCACCAUCAAGCAGAAAAUCUUCACCUAUGAUGCAAUGUUUAAUACUAAUUAUUCUCAUAUGGAGGACUACCGCAGACGUGAAGACCUUGUGUACCAAUCAACUGUUCGGCUCCCAGAGGUCCGGAUCUCAGACAACGGCCCAUAUGAAUGCCACGUAGGCAUUUACGACCGUGCAACGAGAGAGAAGGUUGUCCUGGCUUCAGGGAAUAUUUUUCUUACGGUUAUGUCACCUCCAAACAACAUAUCAGUGGUGGCAGAAAACACUCCAGCCCCCUUCAGUCGAUACCAAGCCCAGAAUUUCACUCUUGUCUGCACUGCAAGGGGAGGGAAACCAGCCCCAUCGGUGUACUUUAAGCGUGAUGGCGAGCUCAUAGAGGUAAUUUCCUACACUCAGCCCUCCACUAACGAACAAGGAGGAAGUGCAGCAGGGGUGAGAGGAGCCAGGCCUCUCAUCAGCAGGGACCUUGACGAAACUAAACUGCAAAGGUCCCUCUCCCUUCUUGAUCCCGAAAGGCGAUCAGCUCGCCUGUACACGGAGAGCCCUCAGCGUGUCCACACUCAAGGCCAGCAGGCCUACGAGCCAAGCCCUGCAACAGAGGCCAUCCCCGAGACAGUAGUGAGCCGGGAAUUCCCCCGCUGGGUACACAGCACAGACCCUCUGUACUACUUCAGCCACACGCACAUCCCCCAGAGUGACGGCUCUGUUGUGGUUCAGGCCAGACUCACCUGGACCCUCAACCCUCAGCUUGAUAAUGACGCCCUGUUCAGCUGUGAAGUCAAGCAUCCAGCACUGUCAAUGCCCAUGCAGACUGAGGUCACUUUAGCUGCUCCUAAGGGUCCUAAACUCUUGAUGACCCCCACUAGGGCAAAGGUAGGGGACACAGUGCACAUCACCGUGCAAGGAUUCCAGGUAGGAUCGCCUGGGAAUGAGGUUUUCCCAGAGCCACUCUUCACCUGGACGCGGGUGGGGGGCCGCCUGCUGGAUGGCAGCACUGAGCGAGAGGGGAAGGUGUUGAUUCUUGAGAGAGUGCCAGCAGAACUUAACGGCUCCAUGUAUCGCUGCACGGCCCAGAAUCCUUUGGGUUCCACAGAUACGCACACUCGCCUCAUAGUCUUUGAAAAUCCAAGCAUGAUGAAGAACACACAGAAUCAGAACAAUGCAGCAUCCCGCACGGACGUGCUCGGACUGACAUGGAUUGCACUCGUCCUCACAGUGACGGUGGAACUGACGUGAAAAAUCUCAUCCAAGACACUCACACACACGUUUAUAUACUUCCCUGCCCGUACAAUACACAACAUCUGCAUAUGCAUAGCAACAAAUGCACAUACAAUCCUGCAAGCCUUUUCCAGUCAUCAACAGACCCUUCAUACAUCGAUCAGGAAGCAGUGCCACCACAUGGUGCUUCAGUUUUUUUGCUUUGUUUUUUUUUUUGUGUGUUUUUUUUUUUUUUU
Melanotaenia boesemani (Boeseman's rainbowfish) is the source of this 1976-nucleotide messenger RNA. RefSeq names its product immunoglobin superfamily, member 21a (gene igsf21a). Lineage: Eukaryota; Metazoa; Chordata; Actinopteri; Atheriniformes; Melanotaeniidae. Gene Ontology annotation, biological process: homophilic cell-cell adhesion; heterophilic cell-cell adhesion. The record is from RefSeq and is a predicted model, not a curated record. The transcript is spliced from 10 exons. Bases 259 to 1758 code for a protein of 499 amino acids. Gene Ontology annotation, cellular component: adherens junction.